Oxyura jamaicensis (ruddy duck) is the source of this 944-nucleotide messenger RNA. RefSeq names its product solute carrier family 25 member 11 (gene SLC25A11). NCBI's taxonomy places the organism in Eukaryota, Metazoa, Chordata, Aves, Anseriformes, Anatidae. The coding region runs from base 13 to 936 and encodes 307 amino acids. Gene Ontology annotation, molecular function: sulfate transmembrane transporter activity; thiosulfate transmembrane transporter activity; oxaloacetate transmembrane transporter activity. The transcript has a single exon. Gene Ontology annotation, biological process: malate transmembrane transport; oxaloacetate transport; phosphate ion transmembrane transport. The record is from RefSeq and is a predicted model, not a curated record.
GGGGGGCCCUGCAUGGCGGCGGCGGCGGCCAAGAGGCCCAAAACGUCCCCCAAGGCCGUGAAGUUCCUGUUCGGGGGGCUGGCGGGGAUGGGCGCCACGGUGUUCGUGCAGCCGCUGGACCUGGUGAAGAACCGCAUGCAGCUGAGUAGGGAGGGGGCCAAGACCCGCGAGUACCACACCAGCCUCCACGCCCUGGGCUCCGUCCUGCGCCACGAGGGGCUGCGGGGGCUCUACACCGGCCUCUCGGCCGGCCUCCUCCACCAGGCCACCUACACCACCACCAGCCUGGGCAUCUACACCGUCCUCUUCGAGCGCCUGACGGGGGCCGACGGGACCCCCCCCGGCUUCCUCACCAAGGCGGCCAUCGGCAUGACGGCGGGGGCCACCGGUGCCUUCAUGGGCACGCCGGCCGAGGUGGCGCUCAUCCACAUGACGGCCGACGGCCGGCUGCCCCCGGCCGAACGCCGCGGCUACCGCAACGUCUUCGACACCCUGCUGCGGAUGGCGCGGGAGGAAGGCAUCCUCACGCUCUGGAGGGGCUGUGUCCCCACCACGGCGCAGGCGGUGGUGGUGAACGUGGCGCAGCUCGCCUCCUACUCCCAGUCCAAGCAGUUCCUGCUCGACUCCGGGUAUUUCCGCGACGACAUCCUGUGCCACUUCUGCGCCAGCAUGAUCAGCAGGCUCGUCACCACCGCCGCCUCCAUGCCCGUCGACAUCGUCAAGACGCGCAUCCAGAACAUGCGGACAAUCAAUGGGAAGCCGGAGCACCGCAACAGGCUGGACGUGCUGCUGCGGGUGGUCGGCCGCAAGGGCUUCUUCAGCCUGUGGAAGGGCUUCACCCCCUACUACGCCCGCCUGGGCCCCCACACCGUGCUCACCUACAUCUUCCUCGAGCAGCUCAACCGCGGCUACCGGCGGCUCUUCCUCAGCACCUGACCCACCCC